AUGUCUUCAAAGUCUUUUGCAAGUGCUAAACAAAUCGGUCUUCAGCGCCCGGUCGCUGCCAGGCGCUUGGUGGUCCGCGCAGAGGCCCCUGAGGCCCCGGUGAAGGAGCGUACGGCCGUAAAGAAGGCGGACAAGGGUCUACUUGGCGAGCUGUCUGGUUUGGGUGACGCGCUCGGGCCCAUUGGGCUGACAUACAGUGGCGGCAUCAAGCCCAAGGAGCACUCCAGCGUCCCCGAGGACGCGCCGGCCGCCGCCAGCGGAGCCGCCGACGAGGACAGCGGCGAGGCGUCCACCUCGGGGCGGCGCCCGCCCUCCAUCUCGCGCAUGACGACCGCGGAAUGGCGGGCGAAGUACGAGGCGGACGGGACCGUCGACCUGUUUGUAGAGGAAGAGUUUAACUCGGGAUCGCGGCUGAUCGGCGGCCGUGCCGUGCACUGGGGCGGCACGGCCGGCUUCCGCACCGGGGAGGGCCCGUCGGCGGGCGACGCGCCGCGCCACACGGUGGUCAUCCACAACCCCCAGGCCGGGCAGACAGUGACAGUGGACGUCCCAGAGGACAGGUACAUCCUGUGGGAGGCGGAGGAUGCGGGCCUGGAGCUGCCCUAUGCGUGCCGCAUGGGCUGCUGCACCGCCUGCGCCGUCCGCGUCAAGUCAGGGGAGCUGCGACAGGUUGAGGCCCUGGGGGUCAGCCAGGAGCUGCGGGACGCCGGCUACGGCCUCAUGUGCGUGGCCUACCCCGUCGGCGACUGCGAGCUCGAGGUCGCUGACGAGGACGAGGUCUACGAGCUCCAGUUCGGCCGCGCCUUCCAGGAAGCUGCGCUCGACCCCAACUCGGCGUCGGUGGAGCGCGACGAUUUCGCGCUGGAGAUUGCAAACAUGGACGAGUGA
Messenger RNA from Monoraphidium neglectum, 888 nucleotides. RefSeq names its product Ferredoxin. The coding region runs from base 1 to 888 and encodes 295 amino acids. Gene Ontology annotation, molecular function: 2 iron, 2 sulfur cluster binding; electron transfer activity. Lineage: Eukaryota; Viridiplantae; Chlorophyta; Chlorophyceae; Sphaeropleales; Selenastraceae. The transcript has 5 exons. The record is from RefSeq and is a predicted model, not a curated record. Gene Ontology annotation, biological process: electron transport chain.